Molecule: messenger RNA, 450 nt
Organism: Lymnaea stagnalis (great pond snail)
Lineage: Eukaryota; Metazoa; Mollusca; Gastropoda; Lymnaeidae
Source: the annotation of a GenBank genome assembly
GUGUUUAGAGCUGUGCUUAAAUUGAAUUUCUUUUCUUUUUCCAUGACAGUUUAUGUGUUCAGUUUUUCUCAAUUCAUCUUCUUCAAGUGUUUAUCCUGCAUUGACGGCUUAAACACAUCUUUAAAAAAUGUGUUCAGCGCUUGGGAAAAAAACACACCUGUGAUUAUCCGUGAUAAGUCGACACCUGAUAUCCGAUGUGCUGUUUGUCUGCUGUGUUCGCAACACACAACACCUGAUAUCCGAUGUGCUGUUUGUCUGCCGUGUUCGCAACACACAACACCUGAUAUUCGCUCUACUCUCUACACCACAUUCAUCGGCAGAGUUUGUGAUACACUUCGGCAUGAUCUAUCUUGUUUGUUUUUUUUCUUAUUUCAAGAAAGGAAUUUUCAACCUGUUAGGAUGGUCUUUAAAACAAAAGAAAAGAAAUAGCAUGUUCAAACUAUUUCAAUC